AUGAAUGCUCCGAUCAUAGAUCCAUUGCAAGGAGAUUUUCCGGAGGUGAUUGAAGAAUAUUUGGAGCAUGGGGUCAUUAAAUGUGUUGCCUUUAAUCACCGUGGCUCUCUUCUCGCAGUACACGCAUUGAUGGGCAUUGCGAAGGAGAUUCGUGAUAAUGAUUGUUCUGCUGCUAUUACAAGUGUUUCCUGGUCGAAAUAUGGGCAUCGCUUGCUUGUUUCUGCUGCAGACAAGUCAUUAACUCUUUGGGAGGUCUCGAGCGGAGAGAGGAUUGCUCGGACCAUUCUUCAGCAGACUCCGUUGCAAGCGCGCCUAAACCCUGGUUUAAGUUCACCUUCUCUUUGUCUGGCGUGCCCACUCUCCUCUGCUCCGAUGAUUGUCGACUUUGAUAUUGGUUGUACAACUUUGCUUCCGGUCGCUGUCCCUGAGAUGCCAGAUGUGUUAGCUCCUCCACAACGCAGUAAAUGUCCUGAAUCAGGUCCACCUUUCUCUCCAGCUGCAGCGUGCUUUAACAAGUGUGGGGAUCUUGUUUAUAUAGGAAAUUCCAAAGGAGAAAUACUUAUAAUAGAUUAUAAAAGCGUUCGAGUUCUUGCUUUGGUUCCUGUGACUGGCGGGGCACCAGUGAAAAACAUAGUGUUUAGCAGGAAUGGGCAAUAUCUUCUCACGAAUUCACAUGAUCGCAUCAUAAGGAUAUAUGAAAAUCUUCUCCCAGCAAAAAAUGUUCUUACAUCCCUUGAGGAAUUGGGCAAGAACAUAGAUGGGCUUGAUGGUUUUGAGAAACUGAAGACGGUUGGAUCCAAAAGCUUAACACUCUUCAGGGAACUCCAGGAUUCUGUUACAAAAAUGCAUUGGAAGGCGCCUUGUUUCAGUGGUGAUGGUGAGUGGGUGGUUGGAGGCUCUGCAUGCAAAGGAGAACAUAAGAUCUACAUAUGGGAUCGAGCAGGGCAUCUUGUGAAAAUAUUAGAAGGUCCCAAAGAAGCUUUGAUUGAUCUAGCUUGGCAUCCUGUUCAUCCCAUUAUCGUUUCUGUUUCAUUGGCUGGUUUAGUAUACAUUUGGGCAAAAGAUUACACUGAGAAUUGGAGCGCAUUUGCUCCUGAUUUCAAGGAGCUUGAGGAGAAUGAAGAGUAUGUGGAAAGGGAAGAUGAAUUUGAUCUGAUACCUGAAACAGAAAAGGCGAAAGUAUUAGAUGUUAAUGAAGAUGAAGAAGUUGACAUAGAGGCAGUAGAAAAGGAUGCUUUCAGUGAUUCAGAUAUGUCAGUGGAGGAACUCCGCUAUCUACCAGCUGAACCGAUCCCAGAUACAAAUGACCAGCAAGACAAGUUUGUUGAAGGCAUAAAGUUAAAUGAAGCUCAUAUAUCUGCGUCUCCUGCUUCUGAAGAGGCUGGUCAGAAUGGACAUGGGGCAUACCAUGCAUCAAGUCCACAAGGAGAAGACAUGGGUGAAACAAGAGGAAAAAGAAAAAGGAAACCAUCAGAGAAAGCCAUGGAGUUGCAGGCAGAGAUGGCAAAACCGUUAAAAGGGUCAGGUAGAACAGUAAGAGCGAAAAGAGCGAUUGUCGACGAUAACAGCAAUGCUGUGCUCUUCUCUACCAUGACACAGCUAUGUGCUGAUUCAAGCCAAUAG
Messenger RNA from Arabis nemorensis, 1623 nucleotides. The record is from the annotation of a GenBank genome assembly. NCBI's taxonomy places the organism in Eukaryota, Viridiplantae, Streptophyta, Magnoliopsida, Brassicales, Brassicaceae.